Molecule: messenger RNA, 6375 nt
Organism: Anopheles cruzii
Lineage: Eukaryota; Metazoa; Arthropoda; Insecta; Diptera; Culicidae
Gene: plx
Product: TBC1 domain family member 4
Exons: 10
Coding region: 1-4497 (1498 amino acids)
Source: RefSeq, a predicted model, not a curated record
AUGAAAACCCGCCUGACGACACUAACCUGGAGGGGAUCCGCUUCGGUCGAUCCCCGGUUCUCGGCGGCCAUGCUACCGUGGUCCAUUGCCGACAUUCGGAACCAUGAAAGUUAUGUAACGCUAUCGGUCGGUGUUGAGGAUGGCGUGAUGGCAGCUUACAACACGGACUUUGAGCUACAAUUCGAGCACAAGCUGAAGUACAUCCUCGGCUACUGCAGGGUAAUCGUGAAGCAGGAGAAGAGCAAAAAGAAUGCCGACUUCCUCAUCCCGAAGGCGACCAGCACGCGGCCGCAGCCCAUCACGAUCGGCAACGACAAUAUGGCGGAAAUCUUUGGGCCCGAGUUUGGGCUGGUGUAUCUGCUGAAAACCCCCCAGGACCCACUGCUGCACAUACAUUUUUACGAGUGUGAAAAGUACGAACAGAUGGCCGAACUGUUGCAGCAGAUGCGCGAUCCAUCCACGAUCGGCGCUGGCGGCUCGGUCGGCAGCAUACCGCAGAGUAUCGUGUCGUCCAACGCGAACGCGAACGAUCUGCAGAAGGCCCUCCGGAGCCAGGGCGUUCACUCGACGCCCGCCUCGAACCUGAAGCUCUCGGAACAGAUGCGCCACGCUCAGCACGAUGGCAGCCCCACGCUGGCUUACCAACAGGGCAACGGUCACCACGGCGGCGGCGGCCACCACCAGGGUCCGCCUUAUCAUCAGAAUGGUGGUGGUGGCCCAAACCGGUUGGCCACCUCCAAGAGCUUCUCGGGCGGGCUGAACCACUCGGCGAGCGGGGCAGGUGGUUUGACGGCGGCAGCGGCCGCAACCACCGGUGGUGGGUCCAGCAUCUCGUCCAGUCUCUCCUCGCUGCCGGACAUUUCCGCCAACAACUCGCAGUUCUUCGAGGUGCUGUACGUGGGCAAGAUCAAGGUCUCGCACAAGCGCGUCCCGUACACCUUCAUCGACGACGCGCUCCCCAAGUUCAAGGCGUACGAUGCGGAAAAGCUUCGCCAACAGCUGGAUGCCUCUCGGAAGGUAGGUCGGCGGCUCUCCCUCUCGAGCGCCGGCGGUGACAGUAGUAAUGGUGAUGGCAACGGCAAACAAGGCGCGUUGGCGGUUGAGGUGCCGGACCCGCUGGUGCCGCGGUCAACACCACCACCGUCCACUGACGAUCCGCCCGAAUCGGUCUUCCAGGGACGACGCGUCAGUCAGUUUGAUCUUCCGGUGCAGAAAAUUGAGGACGGUGCCAAAGAGGCAAGCAAUAGUGCGCCAGUCUCCGGUGUCGGUGGUGGUGGUGUCGGUAAUGGUGUCGGAGAGGGGCCACUCGUCGGGGAUACAAUUAAGGAUGCGCAGCAACUCCAGCAGCAGCAGCAGCUUCAGCAACAUCCAACGGUGGCACCGGCCCGAGACGGCAAGUCUUUGGAUGAGGAGGCACCGGUACGCCGUGAUCGAUCCGCGUCGAUCGGUUCGCUGCCGAUUGUGGAGCAGAACCGGACGAUGGUGUUCCUGAUCGGGCAGAGCGAUCUGCGUUUGAUCAGCCCCGACCGGAAGCAGGUGCUGCUGCACAAGGGAUUCCGCGAUGUGGCCAGCUGUGCCCAGGGCCAGAAGAAUGCGGACCACUUCGGUAUCAUCUGCCGGGACGUGAACAAUGACGGUUACAUCGGGUACGUGUUCAAGUGCCAGUCGGAGCAGGUGGCAGACGACAUCGUGAUGGCGAUCUCGCAGGCGUUUCUGGCCUGCUCGGAGCAGAAGCAGAAAGACCGGGCCGCGGCCCAGAUCUUCUCCUGCGAGCACUGCCCGAUGCUGUGGUACCACAAGCUGUGCACCGAUAUUGAGGGGCUGAGCGAUAAAAAGACACAGUACAUGAUCUUCAAGCGAAUCGACACCACGCUGACGGACGACGAGCAGCGGCUGCUGAUGGAGAAGUACCACGGGGCCGAGGAGGCUGCCGGGCACAGCAUCGGCGAGCAGAAUCAGUUCCUGAUGAUGCUGCUGAGGGCGCACUGUGAGUCGAAGCAGCAGCGCCACGUGCACGACACGGUGGAGAAUCGAACCGAGUUUCUGAAUCAGUAUCUCGGCGGGAGCGGCAUCUUCAUGAAGGCGAAACGAUCGUUGACCAGCUCGUUCGAUCAUCUGCUCAAGCGGCGCACCAGCCGGGAUGACUUUGUGGCCGGUUCGGCGGGGUUGAAGGAUUCCACGUCGGCCGGAGAGCUGAAAGAGGGCAGCCUGGAACCGGUCCCGCGGGCAAGGGCCUCAACAAUCGGCUCCAGUCCGUCGAUGGGGCGCAUGAACUCCGAUUUCGGGCCCGGCACACAGGUUCCCCAGUUAAAGUCCCCGAUGAUGGAUAUCUUCAUCAAAGUGGGAAACAGCCCUCGGGAGCACAGUACCGGCCACACGGGAUCGUGGCGUCAGGCGAUGCUGCACCGCGUCGUGACACCGUCGAAAGCGAUGAAAGCUGGCACGGAAGAGUACAUGUCUCCGCUGCGAACGCCGUGCGGUCAGUUGGCGGGGGCUGCGAAGAAGCGCACUCGAGAAGAGUUGCGCGAACUGUGGCGCAUCGGCAUCAAGCAGACGAUCAUCCUGAACCGCAUGGACAAGGAGAACGCUCACCUGCAGGCGCGCCAGAACGAGAUCAAAUCGAACGAAAUCAAGCGCAUCAAGCUCGAGUAUGACGAGAUAACGGUCUGUGAUAAGCGGUCGGCCGAACAGUGGGACGCCUUUCUCGAGAAGGCGACCGGUGGGACGUCCGGUCGGGCGAACCAAUCGCUGCUGUACCAGGCGAUCAAGAACGGGGUACCACGCGCGAAGCGUGGCGAGAUCUGGAUGUUCCUGGCGGAACAGCACGUGCACCAUACGGCCCCGGUUGAUACGACCAACUUUCCGAACUUCAACACACCGUACCAUGUGCUGCUAAAGAAUCUGACCGAGCACCAGCACGCGAUAUUCAUCGAUUUGGGGCGUACCUUUCCCGAUCACAAGUACUAUAAGGAUGCGCUGGGCAUCGGACAGCUGUCGCUGUUCAAUCUGCUGAAGGCGUACUCAAUCCUCGACCCGGAGCUUGGCUAUUGCCAGGGCUUGGGCUUUAUUUGUGCUGUCCUGUUGCUGCACCUCGAAGAAGCGGACGCCUUCGAACUGCUGAAGCAUCUCAUGUUCCGCCGCCAGAUGCGGGCCAAGUAUCUGCCGGACAUGAAGCAGUUCCAGCUGCAGCUGUAUCAGCUGUCCCGCCUGCUCAAAGACCAUAUCCCGGAGCUGUACGAUUGGUUCGAUCAGCAUGACAUCUCUCCAACGCUGUACGCGGCCCCCUGGAUACUGACCGUCUUUAGUUCGCACUUCCCGCUCGGUUUCGUCGUGCGCGUGUUCGACCUACUGUUUCUCGAGUCGUUCGACGUCAUCUUUCGCUGUGCGAUCGCGCUGCUGGAGGUGCACAAGGAGGCGCUUCUGCAGCGGGACAACUUCGAGGACAUUAUGAACUACCUGAAGAACGUGAUCCCCAAGAUCGAUGGAGGCGUGAUGGAGAAGGUUUUUCGGAAUGUGUUCCAGUCCGAUUUCUCGCGUCAGCUGAUCGAAUACCAGGUCGAAUAUAAUGUGCUGCAGGAGGAGAUGACGUCCCAGAACCACCAGCUGCUGAGCUACAAUCGGCUGAAGGAGGAACACCAGCAGCUGGACACGCAGUUCCAGUUCGCGCAGUCGAGCUUGCUGCAGCUGGAGAAAACGCGGCUGGCGCAGCACGACCAAAUACAGUCCCUCCAGACGCAGGUGCAAACGCUCGAGAACACCGUCCACACGCUGGCACGCUUCAUCGAGCGUGAGACGGUCGAAGCCAAAUCGGACUCUGUACUGCCCGGCGAGAUCUGCCGCAUUCUGGAGCAGGUGCAGGACUUUCAGCAGCAACAGCAGCAGCAGCAGCUACAAGCGCAAAAGAAACGAUCGCCGAUAUUCGUCGAUCGGAAGAUCGGCAAAUCCAUAUCGUUCAACAGCAACCUCGGGCUGGCGCUGAACGUGCUGGAGGAAGCGAACGAGCAGGACGGCUCGGGUGGCCCGGGCGGGACCGGGACACCGACGAAGAAGAAAUCCUACUUUCCGAACUCCUUCAACCAGAUCCGGCAGCAGCGGGCGACCCUGUGGCUGCACAAGCUCGACGAGUGCAACACGAGCCCGGAGCACGGCACGGGCGGCACCCUGUCGUCGUCGUCGGGUUCGUCGUCUGGCGUGAAGGUCACCAGCAACAGUGACGACAGUGGCAUCGCGACACCGAUCAGCCCACAAAUGCACGCGCCCUCGACGACACCGAUGGUGGCCGAAAGCAGGCCCCUGGUGCCGGUGUCGGCAUGCGGGGUCUUCGACAGCCAUCCGCUGAGCAGCUGUGGCGAUGUGGCCGUCCAGUACAACGGGACGACGCAGCUGAAAUCGUUGAAGCCCCGGGUACAGUCGCGCCACGGUUCCGUAUCGUCCGUAUUCGUCAGUGAGGUGGGCAAUGCCGAAUCGCGGCCCCAAACCGUCACGGAUCGAAGUUAACGGCCGAGCCGGAGUGAUGCUACCGGCGGCAGGGAAGGGUAAAAUAGUGCGCCAACGGGAUCUCUCAAAGGAAGAACCAAACUUUGGCUUGUAACGACCAGUUUAUCCCGACGAAGCUUAACACUGUUUGGUAACCGACACACUGGCCACGCCAUUCCAGCAACGGAUGUGUUCUCUACAACCACGAUCUUCCAGGAUUCGUUUCGGUUGGCGGAAGAUUUCUCCAGACAAAACGUAGUGCUCUCCCCUCCCCGGCGAACCUUUUCCUGUGGCAAUCAAAAUUAAGCUGCCGGCGGUUUGCGAGACGUGCCACGGGAAAUCUUGUUCACUGGCUUGUGUUAAUCCUAUACCGGAACGGAACGGACAAUUGUAUACAGUGAUGUAGCUAGUGGCAGCUCAAGCAUCCGCUUAGUAUCCGCGGAAAGCAUAGAUGGUUACGCAAAACAAAUGUUAGCCUGUAUGCUAGGAAUCGAUUUACAUUCUCGCAUAACGUUCGAUCCAACCAAAGCAAAACAAAAAACCGUUUUACUACAACGUUAGUUUGUCCCCCUCCCGAGUGCUGCCCUGCCCUAUACGUGGUAGACACGCGUAGAAGAGAAUGUGAAGUGCAUCUACAUUGAAAAUUAGUGAGAAAGAUACACUAGCCUAUUGUGAAUGGAAAACCAACAUACUACUACCCUAUUUAUCGCUUUUGCAACAAGAAUUAUAAGAGAAAACCCAUAUGCUCGACAGAAAAAAAACGGAAAACAAACCACAAAACUCUGUAACCAAACCCAACGCCAGCAAUAGCUUCGUACAAUUUAUGAGUGUGACAGUAGAGCAGUAGGGAAACGUUAGAAAACUAGCGACUUCUACUCCCGCUAAAUGAAGUAGCCCCUCUCGUCGAGCAAGUAUCGAACGGUGAAGCAUCUCGAGAGUCCCUGCGGCUAAUGUGCGGCCGUGUACUUAACGGUGGGCGCCGAGAUAAUGUUGUGUUGUAAAUUUCGACAGUCAUGAUUUGCGCAUGGAAAACCCCGCUUCAGAAGGCCCGCCCCCCAAGUGUGAUUAGAGCUGUAGUAAGAUAGAAAGGAUACAUAUAUUUUUGGUAUACAUUUAAAUUGCUCUAACUGUGCGCGCAAUCGAAACAACAAUAGAUGACUGUAGUCCACAGUGCGGUGCAUUGCAGGCCAUUCGGCACGUAACGUUUGAAAGGCAGGGAAACUACGUUUCAUUGUCUGCCUAAUCCAAAUUAGUCCAGCUCCGCAAAACAACAUGUAGCCGUUCCCGACGCAGUGGCAAGGGAAAAUGUGUAUAACCGCAAAAUCCGCAGCUUACUCGUGCUUCUUAUUGCCAAUCAAAGUUGUUUAGAAAAGUACAUUCAGGCGUACCCUCAACCGGGUGGCAUACGUCCAGGGGACUGUCGUGGAUUAAAUCGCGAACAACUGUAACCAAACCCUACAAACCAAGCUCUGUAGCCGUUGUUCGUGGGCUUCAAUCGCAUACUUUUACAUUGAGCUAUGUUCGAGCUUUACAGAGGCCUCCGGUGGGAGCGAAGGAUCCCGCACCCCCCGGUUCCCCAGUUGGUCCGUAUGAUUCGUUUCGGGCGUGUAAAUGCGUACAUUUUCUACCUUCUACGGUAGCAAAAAGGACCUCAUGUAUCGGGCCCUCUUCAGUUUAGCUUUAGGUUUUAUUGUUAUGUUGUUUUGUUUUAACUUUUUAGUGUUAUAAAUAAGUUUCAUUAAAAUGCCUACCGAGUUGUUCGAUUCCCACGGGACCCUAAUAUCACGCUUUGGAAAAUGAAAAAGAAACACAAAAAAAUACACAAAAAUAAUAACACCAUCUCACGGCUGAAAUUAUUUAGAUCGAUAUAUGAUAAGGAACGUGACAGGAUAAAUAAAU